AUGCGUUGUACGGCACUUGUUGCUGGUUUUAAUUCUUGGAAUUAUUUGUUUCCAAAAUUUAAGUCAAGUUUCUACCGCUGGGAUAAGACUCAAAGAGAAAAGUUAACCCUUCAAGCUAAAAAAGAGGAAAAAAAACCUAUGAUUAAGGUUGUGUUUGUGUGUGAGUGA
Molecule: messenger RNA, 168 nt
Organism: Sphenostylis stenocarpa
Lineage: Eukaryota; Viridiplantae; Streptophyta; Magnoliopsida; Fabales; Fabaceae
Source: the annotation of a GenBank genome assembly